Sceloporus undulatus (fence lizard) is the source of this 3323-nucleotide messenger RNA. RefSeq names its product sulfatase modifying factor 1 (gene SUMF1). Gene Ontology annotation, cellular component: endoplasmic reticulum. Lineage: Eukaryota; Metazoa; Chordata; Lepidosauria; Squamata; Phrynosomatidae. The transcript has 9 exons. The record is from RefSeq and is a predicted model, not a curated record. The coding region runs from base 121 to 990 and encodes 289 amino acids.
CACUGCCAGCCGGCAAGCGGCGGGGAAGGGGCGGCCAGGAAGUACUCCCGGGAAGCGGGGGCCUCGCAGCAGGAGCCAAAGAGAGGCCCAGGGUCAGAGGAGGAGAAGGAGGAGACCAUCAUGGGCGGGCAGAUGGAAUCUAUUCCGGCUGGAGUGUUUACAAUGGGAACUGAUGAGCCAGCUAUACGACAAGAUGGGGAAUGGCCAGCAAGGAAAGUCCACAUCAACCAUUUCUUCAUGGAUCGCUAUGAAGUCAGCAAUAGACAAUUUGAAAAGUUUGUGAAUGCCACUGGCUAUCUCACAGAGGCAGAAAAAUUUGGAGAUUCCUUUGUAUUUGAAGGCAUGUUGAGUGAACAAGUGAAGAGUGAAAUCCAUCAGGCUGUUGCAGUUGCGCCAUGGUGGUUGCCUGUCAAAGGAGCUAACUGGAAGCACCCUGAAGGUCCUGAUUCUAAUAUUGAAAACAGAAUGGAUCAUCCUGUUCUUCAUGUUUCUUGGAACGAUGCUGUAGCGUUUUGCACUUGGGCAGGAAAACGACUACCAACAGAGGCUGAAUGGGAAUACAGCUGCCGAGGUGGCCUUGAGAAUAGACUUUUUCCCUGGGGGAACAAGCUUCAUCCAAAUGGCCAGCAUUAUGCUAACAUCUGGCAGGGAGAUUUCCCUACAGGCAAUACUGGGGAGGAUGGAUACAAAGGAACAGCACCUGUGACAGCAUUCCCUCCAAAUGGUUACGGAUUGUACAACAUUGUAGGAAAUGCUUGGGAAUGGACAUCAGAUUGGUGGAGUAUUAGUCACUCUGCAGAUACGGCAUACAAUCCAAAAGGACCCCCAACAGGGAUUGACCGAGUAAAGAAAGGUGGAUCAUAUAUGUGCCAUAAGUCCUACUGCUAUAGGUAUCGAUGUGCAGCUCGAAGCCAAAAUACUCCUGACAGUUCUGCUUCAAACCUGGGAUUCCGCUGUGCUGCUGAUACUCUCCCUGACUACUUAAAAUGACAAAGCCGACAGCUGCCGAGGACUAAGAGAACUCACCAAGGCCUUAAAAGAACAGGAUGCAGCUCAAGCAAAGAUGAUGCCUGAUCAGAAAGAAAGAUUAAAAAUAGACAUUUUGAAAAUGUCAGCUGGCAAUUUUCUUCUUGAAUUACCUGUUACUGAAGAAAACAGACUUCUAUUUAAUUUAUAAAUAUGAAAUUCUUAAUGAUGAUAUUUUGAGCAUUAAAUAGAUUUACAUCCAAAUCAGAGAGAACUAUGGCCCUUGAAAUACAAAUGGAAAAAUAAAAUUUAAAAUAAUAAUAAAAAGAAAUAAAAAUGGCCCUACAUGUUUUCGUUUUCUUAAAAUAAAGGUGCACCCUUCUGAGACAAUUACUUUCAAGCCCCAGAUAGAUUAAUAGAAGUAGUUAGAAAGUAAAACAUUGCUAUAUUUCAUUUAAUUACAAUUGUUAUAAUGAUGUCACAAGUGAAGGAAAACAGAAAAGGUCAUCCUGAUCCAAAGGAAGCUCAAGUCCCACUAAAAUUAGUGGGUAGUCAGAUAUGAUUAUUUUAACUUAGUGAUUUCACUAGGAUGUAAGUGCAGUUAACUUUCUUUGAGAUCAGUAAUUUGAUAUAUAUGUUUGUUACCUUGGCCUCUGAGACUUAUCUCUGGAAAUGUAUAUGUGUUUUGCAGUAUGCUUUGUCUCUCCUAUGAUUCAUCACCACUUCCUGUUUAGCAGAGAGUUCUGUGAUCUUAAUGAGAAAAAACUUCCAGGUAGUUGAGGGCCAUCAGGAAAAUAACAACAACAGUUCCUAAGCAACCUAUUAUUUAAUUAAAUUGUGGGGUUGCACUGGAAUAAACCAGUGGAUCCAUUAAGAAUAUGGCUGGAAAUAUAUUUUAUCUUCACAGAGGGGCACUAGACUGGAUCAUGAGAGAAACUGUCAAUGACACGAAUUCGGAAAAUGUAUUUGAACAAUUAAUGUAAUAUACCUGUUGCCAGAUGUGAAUUUCUUAUACUAAGGCUGUAGCCCUACACAAAUAUACCUGUCGGUGUUGAAAGAAAGUGACAUUUGAAGCACUGGCUUUAUAAUACACAUAUGAGUGGGGUGGUAAGAACAAGGGGGUUUGUGCACAUUGAGAUGGCUCAGCUCCCUGUCUGCUAAGGAUCCUUUAUGGUUGUGAGCCUUCAGCAAAUGUGGCUGAUAUAUUUUCAGACCCAUGAGGGCUAGGAACACGACAGCUGGGAUUCUUGAUAAGGAACGAUUAGAGAGUAGGCUAUGAAUGCGUGAUGGGCUGAAUCUUAUUCUGAUUUCUCUGAACUAGAAUAGAUUGAAUCAGCUGUUGAAUACAGUAUUCGAUUCAACAUUUAUGAAAAAUUCCAUUGGUUCAGUGCUGGUACUUAUUCUAGUUGAGGCUACCAACAGCAAUCAGGACUUUGGAAAUGAAUCUAGUGAAAUCUAUCAAAUGGGUUUUUCCUGAAACAAAUUGCACUUCAAAUUUUAUGAGCCUGCACCAAUUAUCUAGGGUAAUAAUUUUCCUUUAGAGGGGAUUAAAAUGUAAUCUACUACAGUCACUGGCUUUUUGAAUAUACGGUAUCUUUUUACACGCACACAAACACACACACAGAGAGCAGAGAGUGAGAGAGCGCAAGGUGCUGUUUAUUGGGGGAAAUGAUGAAAAGACAUCUGUCAGAAAUGCCAAUAUUAUAAACUGAUGACAAUACAUCUUUCACAGACCCGUUGAUCAGAGGUAACCUGGUACUCUCCAGAUGAUUUGGACUAUAUGGACAAUGUUUGAGGGCCAAGGGUGUUGGUAAGUAUAUGUGCAGGGCCUGCCCUUGUUCUCAGGUAAUGCCUUUAAUGGCACAAGCAAAAAUGCAUUUGAAGUUUAAGAAACAGGACUUAUAAUAUGAGAAGCUAAUAAAAUGCCUACUCGUCACAGAUGAAUAUAGCCAGUGCUAAAAUCACAUGUUUAUUGGCAUUUCUGUAAUGUAUUGUGGAUCCUCUUAAGUUCAAUCAUGGAUGUAUAUGAAAUGUUUUUUAUAGUGUUACUAUACUAAUGUCUGCACUACAUAAAGCGUUGAGUUCACGUGGGUUAAACAUCAGUUAAUGUUAUGCAAACUGAAACAUAUGCUUCUAAUAACUAUAUAGUGAACUCAUUAAAAAUGUCUAAUUGAAAUAUCAUGUUUAUUCUCUUCCUAACAAUUCAGUUGUAUUCCAUGCUGCCUACAAAGAAGGAAGCUGUUUGGUGUUGCUCAUCAAGCUACACAGAUUUUGUCCUUGCCUGAAUAAGAAAAUGUAGCAUUUAAAGUGACUUACAAGGAAUGAAAUCUGCCAGUUCCCCCCCCCCCCCCCCCCCC